Molecule: messenger RNA, 1296 nt
Organism: Spodoptera exigua (beet armyworm)
Lineage: Eukaryota; Metazoa; Arthropoda; Insecta; Lepidoptera; Noctuidae
Source: the annotation of a GenBank genome assembly
AUGAGCCUGCUGAUGGCCAGUAUUCCUGCCGACGCGGCUUCGCUCUGCUCCAGUCUACGACGAGACCUCGUCCUCACCGCACGCACCGUGUCCACUCGCGCAAACAUGUCUACCAAAGUAGAAGGCCCUGCUGUCUGCAACAGCUGCAACUCAGUGAUCAAUGGAAGGAUAGUAACAGCUUUAAACAAGAAGUGGCACCCAGAACACUUCACCUGCAACACAUGCCGCAAGCCCAUAGAUGGCGCCAAGUUCCACCAACAUGAUGGAGGCGUCCACUGCGUGCCAUGCUUCGCUACCCACCACAGUCCCAGAUGCCAUGGGUGCGGAGAGCCCAUCACUGACCGCGUGAUCCAAGCUCUGGGAGUAUCGUGGCACGCUCACCACUUCGUCUGCGGAGGAUGCAAGAAGGAGCUCGGCGGUGGCGGUUUCAUGGAACAGGCCGGCAGACCAUACUGCUCAGCAUGCUAUGCUGACAAGUUCGCAGCUCGCUGCAACGGGUGCGCCAGACCCAUCACCGACAAGGCCAUCAUAGCGCUGGACGCUAAAUGGCACCGCGACUGCUUCACUUGCAUGAAAUGCAGAAACCCAGUGACAGACGCCACUUUCUCCGUCAUGGACAACAAACCACUUUGCGGCAAAUGCGCCUAAACGCACACACUGACAUUAAACGCACACACAAUUAUAUUUAUCACACACCCAUCGAGUAGCCAGGCGUAUGGUACCGACUACCCUAGCUUAUCGAAACGUUUGCUUCUCAAAGAUUGAAAGAUUAUUCGAUUAAUAAUUAAAUAGAUUUUAUAUUCAAAUUGGUUUAAAAGACUGUCACUAAAAUUUCAUGUUACGUAUUAUUUCUCUGAAUAUCUUGGCAUGAUUAACUGAGACCAUAAUCCAUUUUACGAGCAAUGUUUCAAUAAACUUACGAUCUUUGAGAACGCAAACAUAAGAAUGCUAAAAUAAAUAAUAAGAUAUUAGUUUUACGAUGAUACCUACAAAGAUUACAAAAGGAUACAGCAGAUAUAUGACAGUAUUUUUAAGUAAUAAUACAUUUUGUUUCUUAAAGUUGUAAAUUUUAAGGAAUUUAUGUUGAAGUCAUGCUGAACAACUUUUACGGCGUAAAGUGUUGUUAUAGCAUUUUCCGAUGUAACGUCAUCGCGGCCAUAUUGUUGUAAACAGUGCCAUGUAGUGGCAAACAGUGCUAUCCACUGGAAAACAGUGCCAUCUAGUGGCAUACACUUAAACAAUGGUCACUAGUUAAGAUACAAGUUAUUUUCGCUAUGACUGCACAUACUACGCUAC